Molecule: messenger RNA, 306 nt
Organism: Cotesia congregata
Lineage: Eukaryota; Metazoa; Arthropoda; Insecta; Hymenoptera; Braconidae
Source: the annotation of a GenBank genome assembly
AUGGCAGUUUCGUUAGUAAGCUCAUUAUUCGAAAACGAAGUUUUUUUAGCGAGUAACUUGAGAGGAGGAAUUAGCAGGAUUGAUAAAAAUUCCCAACGAAGACCAGGGUUGGAUGCAAUCAUUAUUUCUGCGAUUACGGAAACGAUCAAAAAUCAAUUUCCGGCAGAUUACAAAAAAACUUUAUUUGGUAUGGCAAUCAACAAUCAUUUGACUGAUUUACGCCGGAAAAAUAAAGUAGCUGCUGCUGCUGCUGCUGCUGUUGCUGAUGCUGCCGUUGGUGAUGAAGGACAAAACCAACAAGAAUAA